UACUCUCUACUGUAUCAGAUGGGAAGGCUGUAUUGUAUCCAAAAUCAUCCUGGUUACGAAGUUAUUUAAACCGAUAUUUCCGGAUUCCUGCAAUCCAACGUAUGAUUGGUCAGCUGUAGAGAUAAUAUAGCUUAGGAGGAAAGUUUCACAUUUUCUGUUUUUGCAUUCGGAGAGAAGUCGGUGUAGAGUUUCUGGGAAUAACCGACACAUUGGAGAUCACGUGACGAAGUACGUCAUCUUUCCUGUCAAGAAACUAAAGAUGUGUUACGCUGGGCCAAUUAGACAAGUACUUAUAAACGACUAAACAGGGUUAAAGAAGAGCAGAAGAAACGUUACUUGUAAACUACUGUGUUUAUUCAGAAUUUCUAGAAAUCCAAGAGUCUAACACAGAAUGACAGGGUUGGCGACUAGUAUCAUCAUAUUAGUGUUAGCAGUGGGACCUUUUCUAGAUUUAACUCACGGAAGUAAAGAUUGUAGGUUUCAAAGCCCACCUAAACAUGGAAAAUGGGAAUUUGAAAAUCCAGAUGACGCUGACAAGAAAUAUUUUCCUUCCUUUUAUGUUAUUAGCUAUGUAUGUGAUAAAGGAUACGUACAACGGUCGACUAAACCUUAUCUUAUAUGCAUAAAUGGAAAAUGGGACGGCAGUGUACCGAAAUGUGACAGGAUGAUGUGUUCUAAGCCAUCCAUAAAUAAUGGGGUUUUUGAGAUUAAUAAAAGUGGAAAUGAAGAUUUUGUAGACGGGACCGUAGUCAACUUUAAGUGUUACCAUGGCUACAGACUGGUUGGGAACUCUCAGCUCACGUGUACGUUUCAAGGAAGAAACAUGAAAUGGAAUGGAAACUUCCCAAAGUGCAAAGCUCUUAAUGCAACAACCUGUCCUUUUCCACCGGAUAUACCUAAGGUAGUUAUGAAGCCUUGGAAAGAAGGAGAUUACUAUUUACCUGAUGAUGAAUUCGAAUCCUACUGUGAUACUGGAUACAGCUUGUUGUCCGGUUCCGAAUAUUUAUAUUGCAAAGACAAUGGAGAGUGGGAUUCUCCGUUUCCUGUAUGUGGAGUAACUUCGUGCAAGGUACCACAAUACCUGGAAAACGGAAGAAUUGUUGAGACUGAGGAUACCAACCUAACUGUAGUCUCUGAUGGCUUUAAUCUAAAUUUCAUUUGCGAUCCAAACUAUCGUCUUAUUGGGAGUUCAUGGAUAAAGUGUACUUACCUAGGUUGGUCCAGUGAUUUACCAACAUGUCAACUUAUAACUUGCCCUGACCCAGGAAUCCCAGAAAAUGGACAAAGACAGGGAGCUGGUCCAUUUAACAUUGGAGACAGAGUGACAUUUUCAUGUUUUUCGGAUUAUAGAAUUUUAGGAUCAGAAGAAAGAAUUUGUUUAGGAAAUGGAAGAUGGAGUGGAAGACUUGCUACUUGUGAUCACUCACGCUAUUAUUGUCCUGAUCCUGGCGUGCCAAUCAAUGGAUUUAAAUCGGGUAACUCCUACAACUUAGGAGAUACUGUUCAAUUCUCGUGCAAGGCCGGUCACAGCGAGAUUGGAUCAUCAAACAGAACCUGCCAAUCGAAUCACAAGUGGUCGGGGGAACAACAAUUUUGUCUAGAGCCUUACUUCAGCGACAGGCCUAUAGAUAUGAUGAUACGUGUAACGCAGCUGUUGGAGGAAAAAGAAGAAGAGCAAGAAAAGCUAUUCGAAAACUUGCCGAGUUCGGAUAGAGGCAGAAUGAUUGACCUUAAUUUCCCUGGACGACUUGUAAUUUAUUUUGUCUUUGAUGCCUCGGGAAGUGUUGGAGAGAAAUAUUUCUACUCUGCGAUAAAAUUUGCAAAGGCACUUGUGAAACGUAUGGGUGUCAGAGAACAAGGGACAAGAUUUGGUGCAGUCAGCUUUAGUUCUACUGUGUCAAGCAUCUUUCUCCCGCAAGAUUACAAAACUGUUGAAGAAGUACAGAGUGCUUUGGAUAAAUUUAAUUUUACAGUUAUAACCUUAUUCACAUUUUUAGGGAAAGCAAAUAUGAGGGGCGAUCCAAAGCAGGUGGCUAAAGAACUUAGAGAAGAAGCUCAUGCUGAAAUUUACUGUAUUGCACUAACAGGAGAUUAUGACAUAAGUGAAUUAAAAGAUAUGGCGUCUUCUGUGAAAGAACAUGUGUAUAUUCUAAAGAACUACGAGACCCUUGAUUGGCUGGUUAAUGCUGUCAUUAAUGGAACAGUAGACUAUUCUGUAUGCGGUUACGGUAUGGAUGAAGUGUUAGAGGAAAUGAACAAAGCAGGAGAACAGAGGGCUGAUAAACCUUGGCCUUGGAUGGCUGCCAUAUAUUAUCAACUUGAAAACUUUGAAAAGCUGGGAUGUGGCGGGUCAAUAGUGGACAGGGAGUGGAUACUCACAGCUGCUCAUUGUUUUGUGAUAAAAAACGCUGACCCCAAGAAAGUAGAAUAUUUAGUACCAGCUAAUGUUACUGUCAAACUGGGUUUACUGGAUAUACGUAACAGUUCGGACCUUAAAGAGUUUGAAGUGACAGACAUACGUCUCCAUGAAAAGUUCAACUACACAACAUAUGAUCAUGACAUUGCCUUGCUAAAGUUGAGUCGGCCGAUUACAUAUGAGCGCUUUAUUCGUCCAGUUUGUCUUCCUCCAGUUGUUAUUCCAGAAAAUAGUACACUGUAUGAGACAGGACAAAGCGCUUUUGUGACAGGAUGGGGCCACGAUAAACGAGUAGAACUGGAUCAUGAAGGAGCUUUAAAAGGCAUUGAUCACCUGAAACAAAUACGUUUACCUAUCCAAAGUCAUGAAACCUGUGUGAAAAGUUUGGAGAAAACUAAAAAACAAAUGACUGAUUUCAUGAUCUGUGCUGGAGACAAUGAAGGUAUUGUAGACACUUGUAAAGGAGACAGUGGAGGGCCUUUGGCACAGUCGUUAGUUGAUGACGCCGAAAUGAACUAUUGGGUCCAGGUUGGCAUUGUUAGCUGGGGAAUUGGAUGUAAACUAAGGGGUCAUUACGGUUUUUAUACUCACGUAGCGAAACUAAGGCCAUGGAUCGACAAGGUCGUGAAUCCAUGAAUCACGAAUUACGUUGUUUUUUCAACUCAAGUUAAAUCAUAUCUCGAAUGUUAUAUCCCCUGUUCGCUCUAAAUAAGUCUUACGUUACCUUGUUAUGAAAAAGAAAAAUGGGUCCAACUUUUUACAUGCGUACGUUUUAUAUAUGAAUUUUACAACGUAUCAGUGCAUACUUUUAGACGAAAGAAGUGAAAUUUGAUGUCACUACGUUACAGAAAAUGGUUUUCACUGCUGCUCCAUUUAAUUAAAGAUGUAAACAAGUGUUUAUUAAACAUCCAUCAUUAAAGACGUUCAUAGUUUUCUUUCCCUAGUAUAUGUUUCAUAAAAAAAAACAAAAAAAAAAACAGAAAACAUAAACGUUUUAACGUGUCUAAUCUUAUUUAUCCGCCUUUGCUCUCUAUCUGCGAGUUGUGAUGACCAAGUGUCAUUUUUUAAUAGUGUUACGGUCUUUACAGUCCACUAUCCAAAACUGUUAGGAUCUGAUGCAAACUAAGCACUUCAACAAAUGUUAGAUAUUUACAUACUGCAAACGUUUGGAAAUUAUGUAUGUCAAUAAUAGGCCUAAGAUAUUAAAAUAGAAAUCUUAAUCAAA
This is a messenger RNA of Limulus polyphemus (Atlantic horseshoe crab), 3641 nucleotides long. Its product is annotated as complement factor B-like. Gene Ontology annotation, molecular function: serine-type endopeptidase activity. Gene Ontology annotation, biological process: complement activation; proteolysis. The coding region runs from base 392 to 3052 and encodes 886 amino acids. The transcript has 18 exons. The record is from RefSeq and is a predicted model, not a curated record. NCBI's taxonomy places the organism in Eukaryota, Metazoa, Arthropoda, Merostomata, Xiphosura, Limulidae. Gene Ontology annotation, cellular component: extracellular region.